CUUUCGCUCCUCGACAGCAUCACAGUUCACAUGUACGCGGCAUUCUUUAUUUUCUAUCUGCUGUAGUGGUCUCAUGGCAUUCCAGUAUGAGGCUUCGUUUGGAAAACACGUCGCGAAACCAGUCAAUGUUGCGCGCGAUAGUUUGACUUGUGUUUAGUGCGGUGUGAGUGUGCCGUGAGCGGUCAUGCUGUGUUCUUUAUAAUCUCAACAACAUACUUCUAGCCUUCGUACAUUAUAUAAAAAUGUUGAUUCAGUUUACUUAAUCUAAAUUAAAAGUAAAUAAAACGAAGGAUUGGUACGAAAAAGUAUUGGAUUGAAAACAGAAGAGAGAACAAGAUAAAGAGAUGGACGUGAAAAACGAUGAUAUUGAACUUAGCGUGCAGGGAACAAGCAAGCCAAGUGACGUCGCGAUCAAAUCCAAUUUGCCGGAGCGAGAAUCCUGGGCCAGCAAGCUAGACUUCAUCCUUUCUGUAGUUGGCUUGGCCAUUGGACUUGGUAACGUUUGGCGUUUCCCUUACCUCUGUUACAAGAAUGGCGGGGGAGCCUUCCUCAUUCCUUACUUCCUUACACUCUUCCUCGCUGGUAUACCGAUGUUUUUCAUGGAACUGGCCAUGGGACAAAUGCUGACGAUUGGAGGCCUCGGCGUUUUUAAGAUCGCCCCGAUUUUUAAAGGCAUUGGCUACGCUGCAGCCGUGAUGUCCUGUUGGAUGAAUGUUUACUACAUCGUAAUUCUGGCCUGGGCUAUAUUUUACUUCUUCAUGUCGAUGCGUUCAGAUGUCCCUUGGCGUAAUUGCGACAAUUACUGGAACACACCGAGUUGCGUGAACCCUUACGAUCGUAAGAAUCUGACUUGCUGGUCUAGCAAGGAUAUGUCGACUUAUUGCAUCCUCAACGGCAAAAACUUCACCAAAGCUAUGCUCUCUGAUCCGGUCAAGGAAUUUUGGGAACGCCGCGCCCUACAGAUUUCAUCAGGCAUCGAGCAUAUUGGCAACAUCCGCUGGGAAUUAGCCGGGACCUUGCUUCUCGUUUGGGUUCUGUGUUACUUCUGCAUUUGGAAAGGAGUGAGAUGGACAGGCAAAGUUGUUUACUUUACUGCACUGUUUCCAUACUUUUUGCUUACCGUGCUGUUAAUUAGAGGUAUAACGUUACCGGGAGCCUUGGAAGGGAUAAAGUUCUACGUGAUGCCAAACAUGUCCAAGCUACUGGAGUCUGAAGUAUGGAUUGACGCUGUCACUCAAAUCUUCUUCUCGUACGGAUUAGGCCUGGGCACUUUAGUAGCUCUUGGUAGCUACAACAAGUUCACUAAUAAUGUUUACAAGGACGCUCUGAUAGUCUGCUCUGUUAACUCCAGCACGUCAAUGUUUGCUGGUUUCGUCAUCUUUUCUGUGGUUGGCUUUAUGGCGCAUGAACAGCAGCGUCCUGUUGCUGAAGUGGCCGCUUCUGGUCCGGGCUUGGCAUUUCUGGCGUACCCAUCAGCCGUCCUGCAGUUGCCAGGUGCCCCGCUCUGGUCUUGCCUGUUCUUCUUCAUGCUACUCCUCAUUGGCUUGGACAGCCAGUUCUGCACCAUGGAAGGCUUCGUGACCGCCGUCAUCGACGAAUGGCCUAAACUCUUGAGAAGGCGAAAGGAAGUGUUCAUUGCAAUUACUUGCGUUAUUUCUUACCUGGUCGGAUUGUCUUGUAUCUCUGAAGGUGGCAUGUACGUUUUUCAAAUCCUCGACUCGUACGCUGUCUCUGGUUUCUGUCUGCUGUUCCUCAUUUUCUUUGAGUGCGUCUCCAUCUCGUGGGCCUUCGGUGUUAACCGUUUCUAUGACGGGAUCAAGGAAAUGAUCGGAUACUACCCAAUGAUUUGGUGGAAGUUCUGCUGGGUUGGAUUCACUCCUGCCAUUUGCAUUAGCGUUUUCAUCUUCAAUCUCGUGCAGUGGACUCCAAUCAAAUACAUGAAUUACGAAUACCCCUGGUGGUCCCACGCAUUCGGAUGGUUUACCGCUUUAUCUUCGAUGUUGUGUAUUCCUGGGUACAUGGUGUACCUGUGGCGUGUCACCCCCGGAACCUGGCAUGAGAAAUUCAACACGAUCGUACGCAUUCCCGAAGACGUGCCAUCUCUACGAACAAAGAUGCAAGCUGAAGAACAAGCAAAACAUGGCAAAGCUUAGAGCCGCGAACAUAUUUACGCAAGUUCAUGAUAAGUUUAAAAUGGGAAUAUUGAUUAAAACAAACCAAAUAAAUUAUCAACAUAAAAACAUCUGGAGACGAAAAUCAUUUCUUGCUAUUUAUAAUAGUAUAUAUGUAAUGUAGUUAAACUAUUUUUUGUAUCGCAACGCCGCCUGCGAUAUAAAAAAUACGAUGUGAUUUCAUUUUCCAUAUAUAUAUUAUUUUACAACGAACUUGCAUAGUUUCUGAAGGGUUCCUAAAGGAUUCUAAUGAAAGUAUAACAACAAAUCGAAAGAUCCGAAUGUUUUAUUUUCAGUAAAUAAUAACGCAUUUGUACACACGUUACAAUGUAAACAAAUAUAUUCUAAUAUAUUACGCACAAAUAUAACUUAUGACGUGCCAAAUUAUAUGCCAAUUUAUUUAAAAGAUAAUAAAUAGAUUAUAUGAUAAAUAAAUUUAUUUACAUAAAAAUAUUUAGAUCCCCGUCAUAAAACCGGGCAAACUAUUUAGUCAAAUUAUUUAGAUGUUACCCAAAAUAUUUAUCUCGAAUAAUAUUUUUGUUAUUUAAAAACAUUAAUAUUUUAGCGUAAGACAAUUUGAUGACUUUCCGAUAUCCGCGACGCGUUCACGUAUGUUCACAUUAUAUGCUGUAUUUUUAAUGUAUUUUUAAGUAUGAAUGAUAUUAAUUAUUAUUGUCUUCCAUGUAGCUAAUGCUUUAGAUUAGUUUUAAGAUAUUAUGUGGCUAAAAUCGAGACAACAGAAGAAUACGUGCACCGAAAUUCUAAAUAAUUUGUGGCUCAAACGCAAAUUCGGUGACAAUAUUAAAUUUUGUUAAAUAAAAGAAUAAGUAAAUUAAUUACUUUCCAUAAACAAAUAUUUCUACAUAACUGAGAGAGAGAGAGAGACAGAGAGAGAGAAUACACUUUAUUGCACACCAAAACACAAUUUACAUUCAAAAAACAAUCAACUGAAUUGACUAUAAAGGCAUUGUCGUAAUUUUAGCCACGUUUUCAUUUAUAAGCUCAGCCUAGUAUUUUCUAGAGUUAUACUAAAAUACUAUUUUAUCCUUAAAGGGCUAGUUUAUGCUAAUUAUUGAUGUUUAAAAUGAAUAAAAAUUAUAUUAUGAUUAAAGCGCACUUCGACGCGUGAAUUUUGAAUCUAUAUGGUGUUAAAUGUGAAUGUAUUAGUGUUCUAAAUAUUUAAAAAAAUACUUAGCUGUAAUUUAUAUUAUAUACUUAGAUGGUUAAUUAAUAAAUAUUUAAUCUUGUUAUUUGAUUAUGUUAAUUAAUUUUAGUUUGGUUAAUCAGCUUUAAAUACCAUUAAUUUAUAAUAGCCUAUUUAGUUUAGUUUAAAUAUUAUAUUUUAUUCGACAAUACUAAUGUGUGAGACCAAAGAUAUUUGUGCUAAAAUUUAACAAUCUUCUUAACUUAUACUGUAGAUGACUUUUAUUAAAAUUUUGAGAAAUUUAUCUUUGAACAAUAUUUUUAAUAACUCUUUUUACAUAGCCUGGGCUGUUUUUAAUUCGUUCUAAAAGUUUGUGUAAUAUGUUUUAUUUACAAGACUUAAUCUUAUAUUCUCUAUUAAAUAAGAAAUAUUAUAUUCUGCUGUACUCUUUAAUAAAAGAACAUCAUUUAUUUUUCGGUAAAUUUUUAACAUUCUUCUUUGUUUUUAAGAAUGUAAUGGAAACUUAUUGGUAGUUGAUAAAAUGUUUACAAAAAUUAUUAAAAACUUUAAUCAAUUUUGAAUGUUAUUCUAUCGGUUUAUUUUAAAAGUGUUUAAUAGAAAUUAGAAAUUUUAUUCUAGUUUGUAAUCUUAUAGAUAUUUAAGAAUUAACAUUCUGUGUAAUUUUAUCUAAUCAAUAAUCAUUAUUACUUAUUUAGUUGGUAAAUGAAUAUUAUUAUUAUUAUAUGAUUAUCUCAAAACAAUAUUGGAAUCAGAAAUAAAAAUACUGAAAACAGCUGCACAAAAAAAUAAUUAAUAAUGAUGAAAUCGCUCCUUAAAAUAAUUUACAUGAAUAAAAAUCAUUUUAAUACUAAAUUCCUGUAAUAGAUUUAUUUAUUUAACAUCUAUGUUCCAGAAAAUUUAAUUAAUGUAAUAAUCUUCUACACUUAUUUUAUUUAAUUUAUUUUAUUUACACUUUAAAUUUUAAGUGAAGCUAUAUGCAGAAUUCUGGUAUUUAGGUAAUUACUUCAUUUAGAGACAUAACAUUACAGUUUAGUAUAUUUCUAUAUUGUUUUUACAUAAAUUCCAGUACCAUUUGUAUUGUUUACUAAACUUGAGCGAUUAGUUACAUAACAAAUUCAUUCAUUAAUAAUAAUUAUAGUAGUCGUUUUCGUUUCUUAUUUGAUUCAAUAAUUUCAAAUAUAUUCUUAUCGGUUGAGUAAUUCAUAAAUAGUAUAAGGCAUUUAGUCAUUUUGAAGUAAACAACAAAUUGAAACAGAACAUUUUGAAAUGGAGUUAUAAAUUUAAAAAUACCAUGAAGUUUGACCCGCGUGUACCUCUAGACCAGGGGCUCCCAAACUUAUUUUGUCUACUGCCCACUUUGAGAAUAAAGAAUUUUUUAGCGCCCCCAUUUUUUAACCUACCUAAAAACCACUAUGGCGAGAGCUCAGUUGGUAUCUAAGAGUCCUCCUAGAUGGAAUUACAAAUUGCCUCUCAAGCCUCUACACAACGCCCCCAUUUUUUUCUGAGUCUUUUGCCGCCCCCCUAUAGGCCUGCAGCGCCCACAAGGGGGCGUUAUCGCCCACUUAGGGAAAGGCUGCUCUAGACUGUGACGUUAACCAGGUCAAAGAUACUGAUCGUAUUGGUUUGAGUAUUCAUGAUCAGGGCUUUCCAAUCUUCUGCCAAAUUUUACCGAAAGGUUGAGGACAAGGAUGCAAGUCGAAAGGAAAAAAAACCAAACCAUCAUUUUGUCAAACGAAUUUUUAAUUUAAAUGUUUUCCAAUCGUUAUCAUUUAAUUAUAAAAUAAGACAAAUGACGUUAAUAUUACGUAUAAUGAAAAACUUCAUAGCAUUUUUAAAAGUAAUCAAUAAUCAUAUAAAUACAUGUUAUUUCAAAAUGUAAUUAAAUGUUUCUUAGUCAAUCACAUAUCGUAGAGAGAAAAAGUGUUUUGUUUUUUAGAUUCUAUAUUAAAUCAUGAAAAUAUAUUUAUUUGUUUAACUUAAAA
Molecule: messenger RNA, 5318 nt
Organism: Bombyx mori (domestic silkworm)
Lineage: Eukaryota; Metazoa; Arthropoda; Insecta; Lepidoptera; Bombycidae
Gene: Gat
Product: sodium- and chloride-dependent GABA transporter 1
Exons: 12
Coding region: 345-2153 (602 amino acids)
Biological process (GO): sodium ion transmembrane transport
Cellular component (GO): plasma membrane; neuron projection
Molecular function (GO): gamma-aminobutyric acid:sodium:chloride symporter activity
Source: RefSeq, a predicted model, not a curated record